Protopolystoma xenopodis is the source of this 441-nucleotide messenger RNA. Lineage: Eukaryota; Metazoa; Platyhelminthes; Monogenea; Polystomatidea; Polystomatidae. The record is from the annotation of a GenBank genome assembly.
AUGUCCACGCUCUUAUGUUCUGGUGAGGCGAUAUACUGGGCUCAAGCUAAUACUCGUCUUGACGUCAGCCUCGUCAGCAGUGGUUAUAAAAUACCUGUAUUGAAUACUAGUGGUGACAUUUACUUCAGAUUGCAGGGACAAGGUGAUGCAGGAAACCUGUUAGUUCAGGUCCAGCCAUCCAGUCGUCAGCUUGAUAUCCCCACUCCGAAAAAGUUUACUCAAACCCCAUCUUUACUUAGCGUCAGUGAGGAUUCGGAUAUACUACAAUCUCUUCUUGCUGAGCUAAAUUUUAGCACACCAAAUUGUUCCCACCAGAUUCUAACCAAGUUAGUUGAGUUCUUCGGGCAGACUACGGAGUUCUUCCUCCAGCCCUGUGUUUUGCUUACUGGCCACGUGGACCCGCCGGUGUCAGAUAGUUUGAAAAUGGAGCAAAAUGUUUGA